Molecule: messenger RNA, 1659 nt
Organism: Trichoplax adhaerens
Lineage: Eukaryota; Metazoa; Placozoa; Uniplacotomia; Trichoplacea; Trichoplacidae
Exons: 2
Coding region: 1-1659 (552 amino acids)
Biological process (GO): homophilic cell-cell adhesion
Cellular component (GO): plasma membrane
Molecular function (GO): calcium ion binding
Source: RefSeq, a predicted model, not a curated record
AUGUCUACCCUUCUGAAAGGUAAAAGUAUUGUUCUGUUAUUGUCAGUUUUGGCAACAAUCCAAAUUAAUCAAUGUCUAGCCCUUUUGGAUAAAACGUGGAAAAAUGAACGAAUCCUAGAUGGCAAAACAGACUUGCAAUCACACCAAGAUUUAUCAUGGAAUCUCUUAACGAGGAAGAAUGAUGAUAAUCGUCGUCGUCACCCUUCCAUACCAUAUGGUAUUCCAAGUGGAAACAAUCCUCAUCGGCCGUCUCCAUUACACCAUCAAAAUAGCAAUUCUCUCCAAGAUCGACCACGGCGCGAAGUCCCAUCCAACAAUCAAAGGCCCAAUUUUACAUCACGAUUUUAUUAUAAAUCGAUAGAAUGCGCUUUACAGCACGAAUCGAUUGUAGUCACUGUCGGUGCAAAAGUACCCGAUGGCAGUAUUAUUCGAUAUUCAAUCGAUAGCGGUAAUGAAGAUGGCUUAUUCUUUAUCGGCGAAUUAAAUGGAAAUAUACGAUUAUUGGCAACACCACGUAUCCAAGAUUAUGAAUUAAUUGUGCGUGCAACAGUCAAUUCUAAUUUAAAUUUACACAACACUGUUCAAGUUUACAUUCAUGUUUAUUUUCCUGGUGGAGCUCCAAUAUUUCGCCAACCACUUUAUCAAGUUAAUGUUACAGAACAGCUACCAGCCAAUACUCCCAUGAUCCGCAUUGAAGCGUUAUCCGAUGACAAAAUCACUUAUGCCAUUGCUUCGGGCAAUAAGCAUUCUAGCUUUGCUAUAGGCCAAAAUAAUGGCAACUUAAAUACUACACGGGCAUUAGUUUAUUCACCGACAAGCAACACUUUUACACUGAUUGUUAGCGCUAAAGAUAUCAGUGAAAGAAUUUCCACCAUUAAAGUAAUCAUCCAUGUUGUACGCAGUCCAUUCCGGCCAUUAUUUCAACCUACUCAAAGUAGCCACCAUCCUUGGAAAGGAAUCUAUCAUGACAAUGUUAGUGAAAAUGCCACUAUUGGAAGUGCUAUUUUACGAGUCCAUGCUAGUACUAUACUAUCGGCGCGAAUGAAUGAUCAAAUCACUUACUACAUUGCCUCUGGCAAUCACAAUCAUAGUUUCCUAUUGAAUCCGAAUACAGGCUAUUUAACUGUGGCUAAAGCAUUAGAUCGAGAAAGGCAAUCAUCAUACCAAUUUUCAAUUAGAGCAACCAGUAAGAAACAUCCAAUGCUGUAUGAUGAUGCCGUAGUCAAGAUUACAGUAAUCGACGUCAACGAUAAUGCACCAAAAUUUAAUGCUAGUUGCUUAACCGAUGAGAAAAGUAGAAAAUUUGCAGCUCAAAGGAGACAAGGUCUGUGCAUGAGAUUAAUUAAUGAAAAUGCUGCUAUUGGAGAAAUUGUGCUAGCAGUAAUAGCAACUGAUCCUGAUAGUGGUAAUAAUGGCAAAAUAAUUUACACUAUUGUCGACGGCAACAUCGGCGAUACUUUCUUAAUUAACGCUAAAACUGGUUAUAUUACUUUACGACGCCACCUGGAUCGUGAGACUGUUGCAGCCUACAGACUAACUAUCCAAGCAGCGGAUGAGGGAAUACCAUCUCGUAAUAGCAAAAUCGAUGUUUCUGUUUAUGUUUCCGACAUUAACGAUAACCCACCUAAGGUUAAUGCUUCAAGCUUAGUAGGUAUGUAA